This is a messenger RNA of Penicillium waksmanii, 993 nucleotides long. Its product is annotated as OSTA/TMEM184 family protein. The coding region runs from base 1 to 993 and encodes 330 amino acids. The transcript is spliced from 4 exons. The record is from RefSeq and is a predicted model, not a curated record. Gene Ontology annotation, molecular function: transporter activity. NCBI's taxonomy places the organism in Eukaryota, Fungi, Ascomycota, Eurotiomycetes, Eurotiales, Aspergillaceae. Gene Ontology annotation, biological process: transport.
AUGAGAAUCGCCACGUUGUUCCCAUUAUAUACGGUCUAUUCAUUGCUUUCAAUAUGCUUUCCCAACGCAUAUGUAUACCUGGUUGGAUGGACGAAGGUUUUCCAAGGUAUUGCUUUGUAUUGGUUUCUCAUGUUACUCUGUGACUUUGUGACACCAAACGACCGACACAGAGCUGAGUUCUUUGCAUCUUUGAGAAUUCCAAAGAGAUACAGCACAACCAAAACGACGGACGGCUUGUCGUGGUUGAAGGUUGGAGAUUCAUCUGACUUUCUGCGCGCGCAGUAUACCUGGUUCUUUGUUCUGCAGUAUCCAAUCGUCUCAUUUAUUCUUGCUAUUGCUCAGAGCAUCACACAAGCACUGGGAAUUUACUGCCUCGAAGGUAACAAAGCCAAUUUCGCUCACUUAUGGGCAAGUACACCCGGUAUCACUAUCAUUGGAAUCAUAUCGCUCGGCAUGGCAAUGAUCAAUAUCCUCAGGUUCCACGGUAACCUAAAAUCUCACAUGCAAGAACAGAAGCCAAUGAUGAAGCUCUUGGCAUUCAAGCUUGUUGUUGGUCUUGAGUUUUUAGAGCAGCGUGUCAAGCCACUGACAAUCAAACAGAUCGUGUUUAUGGUUCUUGAUGCCACCGGCACCCUCAAGCCCUCUGAUACCCUGAGCUAUGCAGACAUCAUCAUUGGAUUGCCUACCCUGAUUAUCUGUCUACAGGUGGUUCCCUUUGCAUUUCUAUUCUACCACGCCUAUUCCAUCAAGUCCUACACGAAAAUGAACGUUAAACGUUCUGGCGAUUCCCAGCAGUACCUCGCUGUAGUCAACGGUGAGACCGGUCGCCCCCGCGUAAAGCGGUAUCAGGGUGGUCCCUUGGGAAUUUACGCUUGGCUCGCAUUGUUCAACCCAGGCGAGCUCUUCCGAGACAUCAAAUCGACAUAUAAAAUGUUUCAUGCUUCAAGUUUUAAGACGGAGCUGAAGGAGACCACAAUGAGCCUCGAUUCUUGA